AUGUUUGCCCUGGGCUGCCAUUUUUCCAAUGACCUAGGACCGGAGCGAGAAGAGCUCGCCCGUUCGUUCUUCCAUCGCUCUGAACGCCUCGUCUGCCUUAGCUUUCUGAAUAUUGGCUCCAUAGGCAUCGUCCAGGUGCUCUUGAUCGUUGCGCUUUAUCUCCAAAGCACCUCGUACACCGGUCGGUGCUGGUUUUCAAUCGGGAUAGCGUGUAGGAUUGCGCAAGGGUUGGGCUUGCAUGAAGCGACGGUUCAGGAUUCAUCUACCCUCUUGGAGACGGAGAUCCGACGACGAACGUGGCAUGGAUGUGUCAUAAUAGAUCUGAUUGUUAGUAUGACUUUUGGUCGGCCCAGCAUGACUUCGCAUAUCCCACCGGUGCCUCUGCCGUCUACGGUCAGCGAUUCCGAAUUAUUGUCAGACUCUAAUGGCCGGGCUGGGGGUGUCGGUUACUCGCUCAUGACAUUCUAUGUGUCCACCAUAGAGCUCUAUGGAAUCCUGGACAGCAUUCUAGAAACGAGACAAUGUGGUCUGGAUAUCAUCAUUGAACUCGACAGCAAGCUCUCCGCAUUUGAAUCUAACCUGCCUCCGAAUCUGAGUUGGUCUGCUGCGACUGGAACUUUGGAACAUACAGAUUAUGAUAAUGCACGGGUUUUCGAACUGCAGAGGAACGUGCUGCACGCCAGCCUGACUAUUUUCGCAUCAGAUUCAUUCAUCUUCGUCUACUCCUCUACCGUCCCAUAUUCACUCGGCUAUGUUCCGAAAAUGCAGGAGAAACACGAUCCUCAACGCAGACGUCGUCGUCGUCGGCUUCCUCGAAAUCAGACGCCAAUAAAACCCUAA
Monascus purpureus is the source of this 840-nucleotide messenger RNA. NCBI's taxonomy places the organism in Eukaryota, Fungi, Ascomycota, Eurotiomycetes, Eurotiales, Aspergillaceae. The record is from the annotation of a GenBank genome assembly.